Molecule: messenger RNA, 4848 nt
Organism: Sciurus carolinensis (gray squirrel)
Lineage: Eukaryota; Metazoa; Chordata; Mammalia; Rodentia; Sciuridae
Gene: Epb41l5
Product: erythrocyte membrane protein band 4.1 like 5
Exons: 17
Coding region: 202-1716 (504 amino acids)
Cellular component (GO): cytoskeleton
Molecular function (GO): cytoskeletal protein binding
Source: RefSeq, a predicted model, not a curated record
GGGCUUUAAGGGGCGGGCCGGCGAGCGGCCAGGGUCCGCCGGAGAUUAGCGCAGGGUGGGCGAGCGCGGUGGGCCGCCAUUUCUUGGCGUCGCUUGAGGAGCCGCCCCCUCCUCAGCUUCUCCUGGGGCCUCUCGCCUUCGGUCCCCGGCGCCCCGCGCCCUCAACGCCGUCGCACCGUCGUCCCUAUCCCAGUGACAGAAAUGCUGAGCUUCCUCCGUAGAACUCUCGGGCGCCGGUCAAUGCGUAAACAUGCUGAGAAGGAACGACUCCGAGAAGCACAGCGAGCUGCCACACACAUCCCUGCAGCUGGGGAUUCAAAGUCCAUCAUCACAUGUCGGGUGUCCCUUCUGGAUGGUACUGAUGUUAGUGUGGAUUUACCGAAAAAAGCCAAAGGACAAGAGCUGUUUGAUCAGAUUAUGUAUCACCUGGACCUUAUUGAAAGUGACUAUUUUGGUUUGAGGUUUAUGGAUUCUGCACAAGUAGCACAUUGGUUGGAUGGCACAAAAAGCAUCAAAAAGCAAGUAAAAAUUGGUUCACCUUAUUGUCUGCAUCUUCGAGUUAAGUUUUAUUCCUCAGAACCAAAUAAUCUUCGUGAAGAGCUAACCCGGUAUUUAUUUGUUCUUCAGUUAAAACAAGAUAUUCUCAGUGGAAAAUUAGAAUGUCCCUUUGAUACAGCAGUACAAUUGGCAGCUUAUAAUCUGCAAGCUGAACUUGGUGACUAUGAUCUUGCUGAACACAGUCCUGAACUUGUCUCAGAGUUCAGGUUUGUGCCCACUCAGACUGAAGAGAUGGAACUGGCUAUUUUUGAGAAAUGGAAGGAAUACAGAGGUCAGACACCAGCCCAAGCUGAAACCAAUUAUCUAAAUAAAGCCAAAUGGCUAGAAAUGUAUGGAGUUGACAUGCAUGUGGUCAAGGCUAGAGAUGGGAAUGACUAUAGUUUGGGACUGACCCCAACAGGAGUCCUUGUUUUUGAAGGAGACACUAAAAUUGGCUUAUUUUUUUGGCCCAAGAUAACCAGAAUGGAUUUUAAGAAGAAUAAAAUAACCCUAGUGGUUGUAGAAGAUGAUGAUCAGGGCAAAGAGCAGGAACAUACAUUUGUUUUUAGACUGGAUCAUCCAAAAGCAUGCAAACAUUUAUGGAAAUGUGCUGUGGAGCAUCAUGCCUUCUUUCGCCUCCGAGGCCCUGUACAAAAGAGUUCUCAUCGCUCUGGAUUUAUUCGACUAGGAUCACGUUUUAGAUAUAGUGGGAAAACUGAGUAUCAGACCACAAAAACCAGCAAAGCGAGAAGAUCAACGUCCUUUGAAAGAAGGCCCAGCAAACGAUAUUCUCGUCGAACUCUGCAUAUGAAAGCAAGUAUAGCAAAACCUGAAGAACUCAGUGUUCACAAUAAUGUUUCUACCCAGAUUAAUGAUUCCCAACAGACUUGGAGUCUAACAUCUGUGUCUGUGAUUCCUUCCACAUCCUCUGGUCCUGUGCUGGUGGAGAUAGAGAAUCUGCCACAGAAUUCUGGAACAGACAAGCAUGACAGGAAAUGGCUCUCUGCUGCCAGUGAUUGCUGUCAACGUGGUGGAAACCAGUGGAACACAAGGGCUUUGCCCCCACCCCAGAACGCCCAUAGAAACUACACUGACUUUGUCCAUGAGCACAAUGUGAAGAAUGCAGGAGUCCAUCAUGAUGUUCAUUUUCCUGGUUAUGCAGCCAUGACCGAGAUAUGAGUGUUAAGCCUCUUAGGCAUUGGGACUCUUUGUCAUCCAAGUUGAUGGUAUACAUUUCCUGAUGUUUAAAAAGGAUUGAUCACAUUGGGCAUAUUUGGAAGAACUUAUUUUAUACUGAAUCACUAGUUGUGUAGUGUUAUUUGUGAUAGAAUUCUUCUGUGGAAGGGAAGAGGAUCUGAAGAAGCUGUGUGCCAUCAAUGAUAAUGACAAACAUUGCCAUGUUGAAAAGAAUGUAUACCACUGUGACUUUGGAAGGGCUUUUUAUGAUUUUAGCAUGUUAAUACAUUGUUCAAAAUCUCUCUCAGGAGAAGGGUUGUGUUUGUGACAAACUGCCAGUUGUCACCUCACAUGAUGUCAAAUAAAUGGAGGAUUAAAGAAUCAGACAUACUAAAAGCACACCCAAAAGGAAGCAUGUUCAGUCAUUAUAUAUAAGCCUUUCAUGAUAUUUAUAUAAUGUUCUCAUAUGCUAUUUUGCUUUCUGAAAUGGCCCAUGCCUUAAUUUCAGUUAAGUGCUUAAAAUUUUAAUAAAAAUCAAUGCAUUUUCACCUUUUAAUAAACUCAAAUAUUUCAAGUUAACCACAGGUCUAGAAAUCCUAGUGCGAUUCACACAGAUAAAUUUGGAUGGUGACUUUGAACAGUUAAACUGAAUGGCUUCACUACUACUAAAUGGUUGUACAAAAUGAAAAAUUUAUUUCUGUCUUUUCACUUUUCAUUUUCAUCUCCUUUGCCUGUAGGUUUGCAACGGUCUGAGAAUCUGACCUUGUACAACCUUUAAAAUAAAAUUUUGAAGCUAAAACCAUGUUUUUGGGUGGAUUGGAUAUGUAUUACUGUUUCUGAUCCUUUUUGAACUUUGGGAUAUGAUUAUUCAAGUUUCUUGGCUUACUACACAGAGGCAGAUUAGCUGGAAAAAGUGCAGUUCUGAUGGAAUGAGAAGUGAUAGGAGGGAAACACUUAUUCUCUUUGAUAAUAAUUUUCCGAACUUUUAGAAAUAUUUCCUAACUUUUAAAUUGUAUAAAUAGAAAUUUGAGGGUACUAUAAGUUAAGAAUUUAUAAUGCUUCAAGGUGUAAUGCUUUAUUAUAAACAGCCUAGACCAUAUAACUCACCUGCUUAACUCAGUUUUUUAUUUCACAAAUCCUCUCUCUGCUAGACAAUGAUAGAGACUUCAGAGGGAUUUAAUAUUGGUCUACUAGUUGUAAAUACAACACAACUUGUCAAUAGAAGAUGUAAGUAAGCAGAACUGAAGUAUACUUAGGAAUGAAAGUUGUAGGCAGGUUUCAGCCUCUGAGUUUAUCAUUAUCAUAUAUAAGGGGAUGGAUACUUGAAAGUAUUUUUUAGCAUAUCCUUCUCAGUAUAAAUGGAUGCAUAUUUUAAAUAGCCCAGCUCUUAACCUCAGGGCCUGUCAUGAGGCUGCUAAUGUCUUAGUUUUUUUAGACUUCAGAUAGCACUAGAUUAAAUUACUAAGUAUUGUUCUUGGUAAUUUUUUUCUUUAAAAAAAAAAAAAAGAAGAAUUUGCAGUACAGAGGCUCUGAUUUUUGUCAUUCAAGAAAAGUUUUCAUAGAUAUCAGUAUGAUUAAAGAUGCUGAUAUUUGGGCUGUGGUUGUGACUUAAUUGUAGAGUGCUUGCCUGGCAUAUUUGAAGCACUGGAUUUGAUAAUUGGCACCACAUAAGGUACAUCGACAACUAAAAAAUACUAAAAAAAGAUGCUGGUAAUUCUAUAAUAGAAACCAAAGAGGCAUCAAGAAUAACAAAACUUUCCUGGUCUUUAGAAAGUUCCAAGACUUGACUUUGCUCAUUUUAACUUUAAUCUUGAAAUCUAAGGUCAGAUGGUAAUACAAUUCCUCAUAUGUAUCUUUAAUUUUCUUUUCUAUGUGGUGCUGAGGAUCAGCCCCAGUGCCUCACAUGUGCUAGGCAAGCACUCUACCACUGAGCUACAGCCCCAGAGCCCCCUUCUCAUCUGUAUCUUAACAGAAUCUUCACAAGUUUGGAAGGUUUGCAAUUAAAUUUUAUUUAAUGUAAUUCUAACAGUCUUGAAUUAGGUUGGUAACGUUUCAUUUGCGGUCUUUUGUGGCAGGGAGACACAGCAAAGUUAGUAACCUUCACACUUUAAUGUGAAAAAAUGCUUAAGAUCAUUCUCUUUGGCAAAACCAUUUCAUCAGCAUUUACCUGAGUAUGAUCUAACCUUUCUGAUCUUGAUAUGGUAAUCAUAGACUCACGUUUAACUGAAUUUACAGAGAAUUUCAUUAGUCUUAAUGUGUAUUUAUCUUUUGAAAAGCUGCUCUUUUACAAUUUUAAUAUUACAAUAUUUUAAUUCAGAGCAUCCUUGUUUUUUGGUGGGGAUUUAUUAAAGUAUUGGCUUCUCCUAAAUUUUUUUUUAAUAACUCUUGGAUGAAACUUUAUUGUUGCAACUGUACAGAUUGUGCAAGGCAUCACAGGUAACUAUGUCUCUUAAUUGGAGGAAAGGUAGACCCUUGUUUCACAGAGUAGUACAAUUAGUUGACCCUUUAUUGUGGCCCACCCCACCAAACACACACACACACACAUGCUGGGGAUGGGAUUUGAGGCUUCUCACAUAGUAGCCCGAGCCCUAUUUUCUCUUACUGGAUUUUUACACUUUUUGGUGGAUUAAUGUGCUAAUAAUGACUUGGUUACUUGAUCACUUUUGUGUGCUUGGUGUCACUAUUUCAUCUUUCUAUUUUGCCAAAACCAUAAAGGUAAAACAGGAAGGUAAAGAGUGGACAGUAUGGUGUCUUUGGGUUUCUGAGGAGGAAGAAUGUUGUAGAGGACUGGUUUCACAGGCAUAAGAAGACUAAUCCUUUAGCUUUGGUCUCUUAUUUCCCUUUGUGUUUGCAAGAAUAAACUGGAAAGAUUGAGAGAUGGUUCCAUAUUAAUGCAGCACUCUCAUGGUGGACUCGUUUGUCAAGUUUCACCCGUGAUAGUUUAACUGCUUUGGUUGGGCAAAUGCCUCAUUUCUGAACCAUAGUUUUUUGUUUUGAAAGGUCAUUAUUUUGUUUGUGUUAGGCAUUGCGUAUUGGGUUUGAAAAUAAUACCAAAUUGUAUUAAUUUAUUUUUUAUCCUUGGUAUUAAGUCUUAUCAGAUGUAUUUGCAAAAAUAAAAUCUUGGUGCCAAUAACA